Messenger RNA from Effrenium voratum, 1992 nucleotides. The record is from the annotation of a GenBank genome assembly. NCBI's taxonomy places the organism in Eukaryota, Dinophyceae, Suessiales, Symbiodiniaceae.
CCGCAUUUUUCUCUUCCGUUUCGGGCCAUGCGGCCGAUGAACGGCCAUGGAAGACAGCCAUGCAGAGCAGGUGCUCACUGUGGAUGGCUCUGUGAACAGCUUGGGCCUCGUCUUCGUCGCUCUACCGCCGCUGCCGCCUCCCCCCAUGGUGGUCAAGCAGGUCCAUCAGGGCACCUGGGCCGACAGCUCCGGGAUUCAGCCGGGCUUCGAAGUCCUGGAGCUGGGAGGCCUCAAAGUGGGGUCCAUGACCCGAGAGGAGUUCCAGGUGGCCAUCAAGAGCCGGCCGCUGCGGAUCCGGGUCCAGGCGCCCCACUCGGAGGCCUGGCGCCGGGUGGCGCACUUCCAGCGGGAGACGGUGAGGCUCCACCUCAAGAAGGCAUUGCUCCAGAAGGCAUUGCGGGACGAGCAUGAGAAGGUGAAGCUGGAGUUAGGCAUCGACGCGAAGACCGAGGAGGAGCGGAGGGCCAAGAACCGCGAGACCCGAGCCGAGAUCGCGACGCAGCGCCAGCGGCUGGAAGAGCAGAAAGCGGCCCUCGGCCUGCAGCAGGAGGAACUGCAAAAGGCCCAGCAGCAGCUGGAGGUUCUUGACCAGCAGACCCAGAGCCGCAGGAAGAAGCUGGAGCUUGAUAAGCUCCAGUUCUCCCAGCAGCAGGAGGAGCUGGCGAAGGCGCGGCACGACUUCGACGCCUCGCGGAAGUCCACCUUGGAGGCCAUCGAGAAGGAGAAGCUGCAGAUCGCCUCAGAGCGGAGGAAGCUGCAGAGCUCCGCAGACGAGGCCUCCAUGGCGGAGCAGGAGCGGGAGGAGUUGGACGAGGAGCGGCGCCUCAUCGACGUGGAGCGGCAGGAGGUGGCGCAGCAACGGGACCUCUUCGAGGCAGAGAAGCGCCAGCUGCAGCUUCAGCUGGAGGAGCAGCAGAGACUUCUGGAGCGGCAGAGGGCGGAGAUGGAGGAGGAUGAGGCUGGCAUGGCACGGCAGCGGGAGGAGCUGCUUGCGCAGAAGAGCCGCGCCGCGCAGCUCGCAGCGCAGUGCGCCGAGCAGGAGGCAGCGCUGGCGCAGCAAAAGGCCAGGGGCGCUGCGGAGGCGCAGAGCUUGGCAGAGGCGAAGGCGGAGGCGGCGGAGCUGAGGAAGCAGUUGGAGAAGGAGAAGGCGGAGUUCGAGGAGAAGAGCAAGAAGACGCAGCAGACGCUGCUGGCGCACAAGAAGCAGCUGAUGCAGGUAAAGAACCGCUUAGCUGCUGAGAAGGAGAAGAUCGAAGCAGCCAAGGCGGACCUGGAGACGGCUCGCGCGGCCCAACUCCCAGCAGCGGUCUCUUCCGCGGCACAGACGGAGACGACGCAGGUCAUCCCGGCGGCGGCGCAGACGGAGCUUGGCACAUGUGAGGCAGCGGUGCAGACGGAGGCGUUGCCAGUGGACAACACCGAGAACACCGACCCUCCGGGCGCAUUGCCAGAGCCCCCCGAAUUGCCCGACCCGGAGCCAGAGAGCGUGGUGCAGAGGUCCGAGACCAGCCCAAAGUCGCUUCGCAGUCCGAAUCUGGUCGCGUCUCAAGACAAGCUGCGCUCCGGCCGGAGCUCUCCGUUUCAGGAGAAGGCGGAGACUCGCGGGAAUCAGUCACCGUCUUCUCCUUCCAAGAGCCCGCGCUUCGCCCCCGCGCCCUGGGACUGGCCUUCGCCCCGGAACGACGCGGCCGGGACGUCGCCGGAGAGUCGGACCGCCGCCAGCCCGCGGCGCCUCAAAGCCGCGGCCUCCAUGGAGGAGCUGCCGCAGUCGGAAGAGUCUGCCAGAAAGGUCUUGGCUUCGAGCAGUCGCGUGCGGCGGCUCCUGGCACAAGAGCUGCCGCUGCGGUCGUCCAAUGUGCCGAAAGGCCCACCUCGAAGGGGCAAGCUGCUACGCAGCGCCAGUGGGCAAUAGGACCUCGAUUCGGGCGUGGCUUACGAGUGACUUGCCGAUGGACUACCUCAAGUUUGCUCCUGGCCUCUCAAAGAUGUUCA